This is a messenger RNA of Sebastes umbrosus (honeycomb rockfish), 8119 nucleotides long. It is a transcript of the gene zswim8, whose product is annotated as zinc finger, SWIM-type containing 8. Gene Ontology annotation, cellular component: Cul2-RING ubiquitin ligase complex. The record is from RefSeq and is a predicted model, not a curated record. NCBI's taxonomy places the organism in Eukaryota, Metazoa, Chordata, Actinopteri, Perciformes, Sebastidae. The transcript has 27 exons. Gene Ontology annotation, molecular function: zinc ion binding. Bases 1496 to 7477 code for a protein of 1993 amino acids.
CUGUUGGAGGAGGAGGAGCUGCUGAGAGAGGUGAGCCAUCUUCCCCCGGCGGACUGAUGCAUCCUCACACAGCCAGCCUGGACGACAGGGACAUACGGACAAUCAUCUGGGGGAUCCCAGUGUCAUUUGGAGGCUAGAGGCGGAUAUAACACACCAGGACAACCAGGACAGCCGGUGUCAGUCUGGAAGGAAGACAUGUGAAGGACUCACCAGAGCUGACUGAAGGACUAUAACGUUACCGGUCGUUACCGCUGAGAGGCUGAGAGGCUGAGAGGCUGAGAGGCUGAGAGGAGGCUCUCAUACUCAUACAAAGAGAGCAAAACACUGAGCUAGCAGCAGGGAUUAACAUCCAGACGUGAUCCGUGUGUAACCUAGGGACAUGUCCAGAAGAUAUGCAACAUAAAGCAGUAUGUAGUCCGAACAAUAGGAAAGCUCUUCAUAGCAUCAGCAGUGCAUGUAAACAAACUAGCUACUGAAGCUAGCUGAAGUUAGCCGACUGGUGGCUAGCUCUCUCAUGCUAACACAUAGCUUUAGCUAACAGCAGGUAGUUGUACCGGAGCUAACCCGACCUGAACUAACCCGUCGUCUGGUUCAAAACACUCAGUUCAACCUCAUUAUUGUAGUCCAGUCUGCAGCGGCUGACAGCUGGUUGUGUGAUCUCAGUUUAUUAGCAUAGCUUCAUAAGUAGCCUCUGAGCUAACGUGUCGCUAGCUGGUGUUUGCGUUAGCAGCAGAAUAACAUGAAACUAGAGCACUAGAUGAGGGACAAAAGAGACAUUUGGCUCUACUGACGCUACGUGUGUUGGUGACAUCGACCCGGUUAGAUUAGUUUGCUGUGAAAUAGACUGAACACUUGAACGGCUAGAGGUGCAGUUGAUUGGCCGAAGAGAGGAGGACGAAAACAACUUCAUGACCUCUUAGAGAUCUAAUCUCACCGCUACUCCCAGCCCGGUGCCGGCAUACCGUUAACCGGUGGACAGACUCUUCCGUGUGUUUGACAGUAAGAAGACUUAGCCGGUGAGUUUGUCUGGUUUGUCCUCUGAUCAGUAGUUGAGUCAGAUAGCCGACAGGACUUCUGUUCAGAGCUGUAACAACUCCUCCAGCAGCAUGGAGAGCAUCUUUACAUCCAUCCGUUAGUUAGGUUUGACUCUCUCUAUAAACCCACCUCUAAAACACAGAAGAAGUUACACACAUCUACUCUUUAGUAUCAGUUUAGCUGUGUGUGUGAUCUGUUACAGUUUGAAGGAGCCCACCGUGUUGUCAGAGUGUAUUAUGGAGCUGUGUGAGAGGGCCCAGCGGUAGUUAAGCCUCUCAGCUGUGUUUUGGUUGCUAGUCUCCCCUCCCCCAGUCAGCCAGUCUUCAGACUCUUGAUUCUGUUGUUGGACACUGUCCGCCGGGUUUCCCCUUCAUUUUCUUUUUCUGAUUGAAGAAAAGGCCUCAAGUGGCCUCACGUCUCAGUCCCCUGGACUCCGGAGAGUUCAUAAGAAGUGGAUGUGAUGGAACUGAUGUUCGCCGAGUGGGAGGAUGGGGAGAGGUUCUCCUUCGAAGACUCGGACCGGUUCGAGGAAGACUCUCUGUGCUCCUUCAUCUCAGAGGCCGAGAGCCUCUGUCAGAACUGGAGGGGAUGGAGGAAGCAGUCCGCAGGACCCAACUCACCCACUGUCAAGAUUAAAGAUGGUCAGGUGAUUCCACUGGUGGAGUUGUCAGCGAAGCAGGUAGCGUUCCACAUCCCGUUCGAGGUGGUGGAAAAGGUCUACCCCCCUGUCCCAGAACAGCUCCAGCUGCGCAUUGCCUACUGGAGCUUCCCCGAGAAUGAAGAAGACAUCAGGUUAUAUUCCUGCCUGGCUAACGGGAGUCCAGAUGAAUUCCAGCGUGGCGAGCAGCUCUACAGGAUCAGAGCUGUCAAAGACCCCCUGCAGAUCGGCUUCCAUCUCAGUGCUACAGUGGUGUCCAGCCAGUCCGGUCAGUCUAAAGGGGCGUACAAUGUGGCGGUCAUGUUCGACCGCUGCCGCAUCACUUCCUGUAGCUGCACCUGCGGUGCCGGGGCCAAAUGGUGCGCCCACGUGGUGGCCCUCUGCCUCUUCAGGAUCCACAAUGCAUCAGCAGUGUGUCUGAGGGCUCCAGUCUCUGAGUCUUUGUCCAGGCUGCAGAGGGACCAGCUCCAGAAGUUUGCCCAGUACCUCAUCAGUGAGCUGCCUCAGCAGAUCCUACCCACAGCUCAGCGGCUGCUGGAUGAGCUGCUGUCCUCUCAGUCUACUGCCAUCAACACCGUGUGUGGAGCUCCAGACCCGACAGCAGGCCCAUCAGCAUCUGACCAGAGCACCUGGUAUUUGGACGAGUCGACGCUCAGCGACAACAUCAAAAAGACUCUGCACAAGUUCUGUGGGCCCUCACCUGUCGUCUUCAGCGAUGUAAACUCCAUGUACCUGUCGUCCACGGAGCCGCCGGCCGCCGCCGAAUGGGCGUGUCUACUGCGACCUCUUCGGGGCCGAGAGCCAGAAGGCAUCUGGAACCUUCUGUCCAUCGUCAGGGAGAUGUUCAAGAGACGAGACAGCAACGCUGCCCCGCUGCUUGAGAUUCUCACUGAGCAGUGCCUCACCUAUGAACAGAUCAUCAGCUGGUGGUACAGUGUUCGGACCUCAGCGUCCCACAGCAGCGCCAGCGGCCACACCGGGCGCAGCAACGGCCAGUCCGAGGUGGCGGCUCACGCUUGUGCCAGCAUGUGCGAUGAGAUGGUGGUGCUGUGGAGGCUGGCGGUGCUCGACCCCACGAUGAGCCCCUGCAGGCGUCUGGAACUGGCAGGCCAGCUGAAGCAGUGGCACCUGAAAGUUAUAGAGAUAGUUAAGAGGGGACAACAUCGCAAGUCCCUGGACAAACUGUUCCAGGGCUUCAAGCCCGCCGUGGAGUCCUGCUAUUUCAACUGGGAGGUGGCCUACCCACUGGACGGCAUCACCUACUGCUGUGCUGAUAAGAAGAGUGCCACAUUCUGCUGGUCCAGGGCAGUGCAGCACCAGAGAGGAGUCAAAGCUGCUGCAGGAGCGGGUGGAGAACCUCCUGAACCAGGGGGAGGGGGGAGAGCUGACGGCGUAGCCGGGGGAGAUUAUAAAGGAAGAGGUCACUCGUCCCAACAGGAGGUGGCGGUGCGACCCAAGGAGACCAUACUGACCAAGAGGAAGGGUUUGACGGUGAGUGGAGGGGGAGGGAUGCUGGUUCGUCUGGGAGGCAGCGUCUCUCUCGCUCUGGAAGACGGAGGAGGGAAGUGCAUGUACAAAGGGCCGGGCUCGUCCUCUGGAGGGAAGCUGAAACUAACGCAGGGAGGUGGGAAGGGGGCAUCCGUAGGAGGUCCUGGAGGAAGUGGAGGGAUAGGAGGCGGUAAGCACGCUAGUGCCAAGCGGAGAACCAGUAGCGAGGACAGCUCUCUGGAGCCGGAUCUGGCCGAGCUCAGCCUGGACGACGGUUGCAGUCUGGCUCUGGGGGCCGAGGCCAGCAACACUUUUGAGUUUCUCCCCCCGCCGCCAGAGAUGCUGCCCUCCCCGAGCCCGCUGCUCCGAGACUCACGCAAGUACAGCAACAGUAACGGGGGGAGCAAGAUGUUUGAAGCAAAGCGUGUCGGCCAUGCCCCGGCCGCACUUCCUGCCGCAGAGCCCGCUCCGCCGCACACAGUGGUGGUCGUUAUGGACGUGCCCGGCACUGCAGAGAAGGAAUCAGAGCUGGAGGUGGAGCCUGUCCUCCAGAAUAAAGAUGAAGACGUAGACUCAGCUGGCAGUAGCCAGCCUCCCGCUUCAACCACUACGGCAAAAUCGGGCACCGCUCAAACGUCUGCAAAGCCACCGCGGGGCCGCAGAGAGGCGGCGUCUGCCGGAGCAGCAGCAGUAGGGAGCGGAGCAGCAGCUGCGGGUGGACCAGCUAACCAAGGAGCAGAGGUGGCAGCUGGAGCUGGAGCUGGAGCUGUAGGGGGAGAAGCUGUAGGUGAUGACGACUAUCAGGCAUACUACCUGAGCGCUGCCUCAGAGGAGGGAGCAGACAGACAGCUGGCUGACAACCACCAGGAGGAGGAGCCAGACAUCUUCGCAGGGAUGAAACCGCUGGAGCAGGAGGGGCGCAUGGAGGUGCUGUUUGCGUGUGCCGAGGCCCUCUAUGCUCACGGCUACAGUAACGAGGCGUGCCGACUGGCCGUGGAGCUGGCCAGAGACCUGUUAGCCAAUCCUCCGGACCUGAAAGUGGAGCAGCCACAGACUAAGGGUAAGAAGAGCAAGGUGUCAACCACCCGUCAGACGCAGGUCGCCACCAACACGCUGUCAAAAGCCGCCUUCCUCCUCACUGUUCUCAGCGAACGACUGGAGCUCCACAACCUGGCCUUCUGCACCGGCAUGUUCUCCCUGGAGCUGCAGAGACCGCCGGCAUCUACCAAAGCUCUGGAGGUGAAGCUGGCCUACCAGGAGUCGGAGGUGGUGUCUCUGUUGAAGAAGAUUCCCCUGGGCCUGGUGGAAAUGUCAGCCAUCAGAGAGAGAGGCGAGCAGCUCAGAGACGGAAACUUCUGCGAUUACAGACCCGUGCUGCCUCUCAUGUUGGCCAGCUUCAUCUUCGAUGUACUGUGUACCCCAGUUUGUGCAGUUGUGUCCCCAACGGGUUCCCGUCCACCGAGCCGCAACCGUAAUAACGAGAUGCCCGGUGACGAGGAGCUCGGCUUCGAGGCUGCUGUCGCCGCACUUGGUAUGAAGACCACAGUAAGCGAGGCGGAGCAUCCUCUGCUGUGUGAAGGAACCAGACGGGUGAAAGGUGACCUGGCUCUGGCUCUCAUGAUAACCUAUAAGGAUGACCAGAGCAAACUCAAGAAGAUACUGGAUAAACUGUUGGAUAGGGAGAGUCAGACCCACAAGCCCCAGACUCUAAGCUCCUUCUACUCCAGCAAGCCAGCAGCUGGCAGCCAGCGCAGCCCGUCCAAACAUACGGCCGCCAGCCACGGCGGGGUGAGCGGGGCCACGGGGGGUGUCUCCAAACACGCAGCCUCUUCCUCCUCUUCGUCUGCGACCACCGUGGCAGCUUCUUCCUCUUCCUCUGCUGCUGUGGCAGUGGCUGGUGAAGAGGUGGCUCAUCAGGCUGAUCUGAACCCGGUGCAGAACAAUACGGCAGGAGAGAGCACCGCUGAGACCAGGGAGCAUGUGUCCGAUGGGCCUCCUUCAUCAGGUGACCAGCAGAAUGAAACGGCUCCAUUUAAGCAGGAGGCCACGGUGCCCAGUCGGCUGACGCUCGGGGCGCGCUGUGGAUACAACCAACGCUGCUGGGGCUCGCCUGUCCGGCAAAAGAAGAAACACACCGGCAUGGCGAGUAUCGACAGCAGCGCUCCGGAGACGACCUCGGACAGCUCCCCCACCCUCAGCCGCCGGCCGAUCCGGGGCGGCUGGGCAGCGACGUCUUGGGGGCGAGGCCAGGACAGCGACAGCAUCAGCAGUUCAUCGUCCGAUUCGCUGGGCUCCUCCUCCUCCAGCGGCUCCCGCAGGGCAGGGGGCGGGGCCAGGGCCAAGAGCACCGACACCAGCAGAGCGAUGGGCUAUGAAACUACUAAUAGAACUGGAGUCCCAUCCAGGUAUAAAGGGCGACGUCCAGAAUGCCACGCCCCCCACGUGCCCAACCAGCCGUCGGAGGCAGCGGCCCAUUUUUACUUUGAGCUGGCCAAGACGGUGCUGAUCAAAGCCGGAGGAAACUCCUCCACCUCCAUUUUCACCCAGCCCUCAGCCAGCGGGGGCCACCAGGGGCCCCACAGAAACCUGCAUCUGUGUGCCUUCGAGAUCGGCCUGUACGCUCUUGGCCUCCACAACUUCGUCUCGCCCAACUGGCUGUCGAGGACCUACUCCUCCCAUGUAUCCUGGAUCACUGGCCAGGCCAUGGAGAUUGGCAGCGCUGCCCUCAACAUCUUGGUGGAGUGCUGGGAUGGUCACCUCACCCCUCCGGAGGUGGCAUCCCUCGCUGACCGAGCAUCACGGGCCAGGGACCCCAACAUGGUCCGGGCGGCAGCGGAGCUGGCCCUGAGCUGCCUGCCUCACGCUCACGCCCUCAAUCCUAACGAAAUCCAGAGAGCCCUCGUGCAGUGCAAAGAGCAGGAUAAUGUGAUGCUGGAGAAGGCCUGCAUGGCAGUAGAGGAAGCAGCCAAGGGUGGAGGCGUGUACCCUGAGGUCCUGUUCGAGGUGGCUCACCAGUGGUACUGGCUGUAUGAGCAGUCGGUGGGUGGGGGCUCAAGCCAGCCGCAUGAGACCUCCCGGCGCUGCGGGGCCAACGGGGGCUCGGGUAGGAGAGCCCAGGAGACCAGCUGCAUCGUCCUGGACGCCGGAUCCAACAUGGAGUCCGCCGGGAUGGCGACGGUCACGGCCUCGGUCACCGCGGCGACCGUCGUACCGGUCAUCUCCGUGGGCUCCACCAUCUAUCAGUCCCACGCCAUGCCCGGGCAGGCCAUGGCUCACGCCCACGGCCCAGGUCUCCACCCUUACACCACCAUUCAGGCCCAUCUCCCCACUGUCUGCACCCCACAGUACCUGGGACACCCUCUGCAGCAUGUCCCCCGACCCACCGUCUUCCCUGUUGCUGGGGCUGCAUAUCCACAGUUAAGUGUGUGCCUGCCUCCUCAGGGAAUGCACCCAGCAUUCAUCGGUGCCCAGUACCCGUUUUCAGUGGCCACUGGCCCCCAGCCACCUAUGGCAGCCACGGCUGUGACCUUCCCCGGUGUCCCCGUACCGUCCAUGACUCAGAUUGCCGUCCAUCCCUACCACGCUGAGACCGGCCUGCCGCUCAGCACUACUGUAGCAGUAGGCAGUGUCCACGCGGGCCCCACCAUCCAGGCCAUACAGGCGACAGCCCUGCCCACCCUCUCCACCCAGCCCGUUGCGUUGAUCAGCACGCCUUUCCCGGUAGAGGACGAGCAGCACAGCCAGCCAAUCAGCCAACAGGGCCUGCACUACCUGCAUUCUGCCUACAGAGUUGGCAUGCUGGCGUUGGAGAUGCUGGGCAGGAGAGCUCACAAUGACCACCCGAACAACUUCUCCAGGAGCCCACCUUACACCGAGGACGUCAAAUGGCUGCUGGGACUGGCUUCCAGGCUAGGAGUGAACUACGUGUACCAGUUCUGUGUCGGAGCAGCAAAAGGUGUCCUCAGUCCGUUCGUGCUGCAGGAGAUCAUCAUGGAGGCUCUGCAGAGGCUGAACCCGGCCCACAUCCACGCCCACCUCCGAACGCCUGCUUUCCACCAGCUCGUCCAGCGCUGCCAACAGGCCUACCUGCAGUAUAUCCACCACCGGCUCAUCCACCUGACGCCUGCCGACUACGACGACUUCGUCAACAUCAUCCGCAGCGCUCGCGGUGCUUUCUGCCUGACUCCAGUGGGUAUGAUGCAGUUCAACGACGUGCUGCAGAACCUGAAGAGAGGCAAGCAGACCAAGGAGCUGUGGCAGCGCAUCUCUCUGGAGAUGGCGACCUUCUCCCCCUGAGCAGCACGCUCACGGGGGAGAGCGGGCUGGGGCCGGGGCCUGGUUCCCCCGGGAUCGAGGAAUCCCAUCCGGCGCCCACUCAGCCUCCAGCAUUGCUACUGCCACCGCACCGAGCAGGCAACAUUCAUGCUGUCUGGUUCUGUCAGGGACCCUGCUCUCUGCUACGUGGACUCAACAAACACAGCACACAGGCAGUACAAUCAGCUCCCACGCCCCCCCGACCCGCAGAGACUUUUUAUGUGUGUUUGUCCACCCAGAGCUCAGAGGAGGAGCCGGGUCACCUUCCCGCUCUCCUCCGUCGUUGACUGACUCCUCACUCCCAUUUUAUCAUGGUUCAUGUUUGUGUAACUGUGGAAUUAAAGUGUACUCCUUCCUUUCUUCAUCUUACUCGUCUCUUCCAUUUCCCCUAAAACUGAAGACAUUGACGGGGAUCUCUCUCGCCCUCCAUCCUCCCGAUAUUUUUGUUUAGUUUUGUUUUGAAUGAAACCACUGUUGUGUGGCUCAUUUUCAUGCUGCAACAUUCCUGUCCAGAGUGGUAGUUGCUGUGAGGCCUCAUUCACCAAAAGCUUGUCACUAUGGAUCUGAAUCUUUGCAGUGUGGGAGAAAAAAAAGGAAGAUUUGCAAAGAAAAAAAAAAAAAAAA